AUGAAUGACCAGCUAAGAAGAUUUCUACUAUAUACACCGUCACAAUUUAGCUAUGACCUUGACGGAAAAGCCAAAAAGGAAAUUCGAAAAGCUUUGUUUUUAUCGAUAACCGACCAAGGCAAAUUUUUACAUUGGUUAUUUCCUGGUAUAUCGGAGGAUUUCGUUGAAAAGGAGUUUGAUUGGAAGUACCCCAAUUAUCUCAAGUAUUUGGCUACGAAAAGAGACCUUGGUGAAACACAUAGCAAUUCUGCAUUCCACUCGAACCGGCCAUGCUCGAGAAUUUUUCGCAAAGGAGAGCCUAUAUAUAGAUGUUUGACUUGUGGGUUUGACGAAACAUGUGCCUUGUGUGCUCAUUGUUACCAGCCUUCAGAACACAAAGGGCACGAGUCCUAUGUUGCAAUCUGCCGCCGAGAAAACGGAGGAGUUUGCGACUGUGGCGACCCAGAAGCUUGGAAUCGAGAUUUCAAAUGUCCUUAUGCCUUGACUGAUUCCAACAUGCACGAUAGGAAUUUGCCUAGCGAUUUUCAAGAUGCCAUUGUAAGGACAACAAAUAUCAUUUUAGAUCAUAUUAUAGAUGUCAUGGUGCGUAGCGAUUGCCACCUUGACGAGUUGGAAGAGGAGAACAGUAAACACACUGUCGAGGAAAAUACCCGGAUUAGUGCCCUUGACCCCCACGUUUACGGGAGCUGCCCAACAAAGUUUUCUGACAUGAAUAAUGGCAAUUAUUGCUUAAUGCUAUACAAUGACCAAGUACAUCAUUAUAGAGAUGCCGUCCAACGUGUUCGUUUGGCCAGUAACAAAUUUAAAGAUUUUGCAACCAUGGUUACAGAAAAGGUUCAGAACUAUGGAAGGGCAAAAGUCGUUAGCUCAAAAAGUAUCGAGGUAUUACUAGAGAGACAGAAAAUCUUGAAUGCAACAGGAUUGAUUACUUGUAUUAGGAGCGAGAGGGACAUAUUUCGAGAAGACGUAUGCCACGAAUUGAUUGUAUGGUUAAACGAUUUUGCAGAAAGUGAAUUUUUUAAAAUCAAUACUACAGCAAAGGAUUUGUUCUGUAGUGCAUUUUGCGAGCAGUGGCGACGUGGUGUUUCAAUAGAGGAGGAGAAGGAGGGAGAAAGAGAAGAUUCAACAGGAAGCGGACUCAAGAUUGGAAGAUUGAAUCGAGAUUUAACAAUCCCUCAAGGGGGUCGACUACAACACAACAAAGCGGAACCCCCCCAGAAGCAACCACAAACUUGUUCAAAAUGCCUUAGUGUGGUGCAAGAUAAACAUCUGACUCAAUAUGGCUCCCACUUGCAAUAUAUGAUAUUCUUGGAUGUGAGAUUUUGGAAAGCAGCACGCUUUUUGUUGCGUGAUAUGUUCUCUACCUCAUUGAUAACUAAUUUGAAGUUGAAAAAUACACUAUCAUGCCAGUAUGUUGAUAUUUACACAGUGACUGCUUAUAAUUUCCUAGUUAUGGAUCGCGAACCCGAAUGGAACCUUAUGUCGACAUUAUCGACACAGCUAUUCAUGAGUCCUGGAAACUCAAAGUUCAUUAUUCAACGUGGUGACUUCACAUCCAUUCUUUCUUCGAUUCAUACAUUUUUGACUUGUGAUAAAAUAGUAUCGUACAGCCCAAGUAAUGAGAUAUCGCAUGAAGUUUCCAUCAAAAAUCUCAAGAAUAGGAGAUGGGGCCAGCUCUUUUUUGAUAUCAGCUUUGUGAUCAGUAGGGGAAAAGAGUAUAGAGACGUUUUGAAUAAAGAAAGUGUGGCUCUCAUAUGUGAUAUUUUGGAACUUUUCCAAGGAAGACCCGUUUUGAAGAGGGAAAAAAUUGCUCAUGUUGAGUAUGAAAAUCCCGAUUAUUCCACUAUUUUUCAAGCAGUUCAGGCCAUUUAUAAGUUUGCAGAGCUAAGUGCAGAUUCAAUAAACUGUUUUGAAAAUGGAUGCAUUCAAAGAGAGGAACGGGUUCGCUCCACUAUAUCCUAUGUGCUCAAAUACUUGAUUCAACUAGAGCUAGGUGAGAUGAAAGGAGUAAAGUAUGAAAACACAGAUAUCAACAUAUGCAUACCAGAUGCAACUAGUCGAGAACCGAUAACCGGAAUGGCGGUGAAAGUUUCAAAAGUGGAUUUGGAUAAAGUCAGUUUUCUUCAUCCAUUGCAUUCAUUCUUGAGUUGGUUGAUUGAAUAUGCAAGCUUUCCUAGCAUGAAUAUCUUGAAAGAAAUUUUUGAUCAAGUGCAGAUGGAGAGUUUGCACAAAAAACCCUGGUCCAUUGGAAGUUUGAUAUUUGAUUAUCCAAUAAAAACAAUUGUUCUUUUAUCACAAAUUAAAGCAGGCUUUUGGGUCCGGAAUGGGUUUAGCGUUAAAUCGCAAUUGCAAUUGUAUAGAAAUACCGGCAUUCGUGAUCACGGAUAUAUGAGGGAUUUGUUUCUCAUACAGGUUUUCUACAACAUUGGACAUCCAGAUUUUGUAACAUAUUUGAUUCUAGAUAGAUGGUGCCUUCUAGAGAAUUGGUUACAGAGUCAGGAUGAUGACGAUGAUGAUGAUGAUGAUGAUAAUGACGCCUUAACUUAUGACGAAAAGAUACUACCUUAUAUGCUUGAAGAAUGUCUCAAUUUCUUUAUACACCUUAGCACUGAGGUUGUACACUUGAAAGGCCUUUCAGAAGAGGAAUUGAACAAGAUCAAGAUUAAACGGGAACUUAUGCAUAACUUGUGUUUUGAGCCAAUUGGAUACAAGAAAUUGUGCUCAUACAUACCCGAGAGCGUGGUUUGCGACAAGAUAUUUGACAUCACAUUAAAUGAGAUAACUAUCUACAAGCAACCUGUUGGACUGAACGAUUCAGGGGUUCUCCAGUUAAAAGAUGAAUACCUCGACCAAAUUGAUCCCUACUAUUUCAACUACACUGCUAAUAGAAGAGAUGACGCUUUAAAGUUUGUUAAAAAUAGGAAAUGUAAGAGAUGGGGAACUUGUGCUGAGGAUGUUGUUGUUGAACCUAUGCUUAUAAACGAUGAUGAAGAUGGUGUUUUGGAGAUUUACAAAUCAACGGCAAACUUUUCCCUUUCGCAUUACUUUAAUGAGUUUAUUAUAAAAAUUCUAAUCUAUAUACAAAGGAACACCAAAGAACAAGUUGAGAUCUUGUUGGAUACUGUUUUGCAUUUGAUUCACAUUUGUUGUUUGGAACAGAUGAUUGAUGCAAAAAGUUAUGGUAGUUUUUACUCCAAACUUGUCAAGUGGUCUAACAAGUACUCCACUUCCAUUGUGGAUUUGUUGUACAAGUUUCUUGCAGCAGGAAAUUACGAAUCGGUACACUCAAAAAUUCGUGCAAUUUUAAUCGCUGUUAACAAAAGGCACCCUGAUUUGUAUAAAGUGAUGAAAGAACAAAAUGAACUGUUUGAUCCAGAAGUUAUGAGUACUGAACACGAUAAACUGACACAAGAGAAUGAAGCAAUGAGAAGAAAGCGGAUUGCUAAAACUAAGCAACAACAUUUAUUAGAGAAAUUUAAAAGACAGCAAAUUGAGUUUUUGAAAAAUAACUUACAAGAAGAUGUUGACGCCAGCGACGUGAAAAUGGAAGACAAUGAUGAAGAACACGGCUGGACUUUCCCAGAGGAGCAUUGUAUAUUGUGUAAAAAUGCAACAGAAACAGCAGGCCCAUUUGGUAUUAUUGCGCAUAUUGGACGAUCGUCCACUUUUCGAAACGUUCCAUUUGAUAACGAUUAUUGGUUUUUAAAAGCUUUCUCAGACUCGGUAAAUUUGAAUUGCUGCGACGAGAAACAUGAGACGACACAAAUAAAAACGGAAAAGUGGAACGCAUAUAUGGAUACGGUGAAAAGCAACAACACUUUUGGUCCUGGAUUUGAUACAGUCAGCUCGGUAGAAAACAAAGUCGUAUCGCUGACCUGUGGACAUGGAAUGCACUUUCUUUGCUACCUCAAUUACGUUGAGAAUAGCCGUGCAAGACAAUUUCAAAUAACAAGAAAUACGCCGGAGAAUUCAAACCUGAGAGAAAUUCUUUGUCCGCUAUGUAAAUCAGUGAAUAAUGUUUUUAUUCCUGUUUUUGCCAAACGGAACAACAGAUCACUACUGGAGCUUGUAUCUCAAAGGAAGUCCUGUUUCGGAAAUUUAAUCGAGAAAGAGGGGUUGUUCUUCAACACUAGGUUUUAUGCAGAGUGCUCUUCAUUGCUAAAAGGGGAUGUCGAAGAAAUGCUAACACCAGAGACAAGAGACAGCUCGUUUUGGAAAAGCUGGGCUAUACAAAAUAAGUCAAAGUUUGAAGCAUUAAUUAAAAGCAUACUUGAUGCCUUAAAAUCAAUAACAUUUCCACGGAUAUUGGAACCUGAAUCAUCCAUAAUUUUGAGCAAUACGAUCAAGUGUGCGGAAAUCUCGCUUCGGGGAGUUGCGUCUAAUGAACACUUGGUGAUACACCAGAUACCUAAUAGCACAAUGAUUAUUUUGAGGACCUUGUGCGAGUUUAGGCUUUCAGUAGUGGACAUGAAAAUGGAGGCUUCUGGUAACGAUUUGCACUGGAAGGGAGACCAUCCGAGUUCAAGAAUUGCCUCGAACAUACUUUCAUUAUCUGCAAACCAAAUCAACUCAACUUUAAUAGAGGCUGAUUUUUUCGAUCUCUUGGUGAGCAUAGUCCCAAUACCAUCACUUGGGGUUUGUUUCAACACAAUAUUGAACACAACUUUUGUUUGUCAUGUGCUACAGUGUCUUUACAUCAUUCAAAAAGAGCUCAGUGCCCAUUUUUUUUCCAAGACUCGUGAUUACUCUAUUGAGGAUGUUCCCAUUCUAGCUGGUGUUCCGAUAGAAACUUCGAAUCUUGCUUUGGCAUGUUUCCAAAUUCUACUGUGUAGUGAUGAUAAUCACAACUAUCACCACCGCCAAGCUAGUGAAGUUUGUAUUUCUGGUUCAGUGAUAUACUCGAUGUUGAUGAAAACUGUAACACCGUUUUUGCGCCGUGCUGCCAUAUACGCAUUUGUCCAAAGCGCAAAUCUUGAUGGGGUCGAUCUGCUGUUUGAUCCUGAAACUGAACAAGAAGCAGAAAAAUUAUGCUCCAUGUUGAACUUGCAAACAGUAUCUGAGGUGUUACUCCGAUUAUCCACUGCAAAUACUUGGGAAAAUGCAAUUCUCAGUGGGUUUAUUGACUUUCUUCGAACCAAGCCUGCAGAGCUAUUUCUCGCUAAGAAACUUGAGUACCCUGGGGUAAUCAAAUUGAUCGAUUUACCGGAAAGAUUGGAUUUCUUUUUUUCAAAGUAUUACUAUCUGGACAAAUUCGAUAAUCCACACCAUCUCAUCGAAGACCCUGCAAUUUGCUUAUUUUGCGCCAAGGUAGUAGACUUACAAAAGCAAGCUAUAGGCUGCAACGAAGGAGAGUGCACAACACAUUACCUUCGGGAGUGUUCGAGUGAUGUAGGUAUAUUUUUACUACCAAAGGAUAGGACGAUGUUACUUCUUCAUAAAACAGGAGGUUCCUUUUGCAGUGCGCCUUUUCUAGAUGAACAAGGCGAAUUGCCAGAUGAGAAUAAGCAAUCAAAAGCUUUGCAUUUGAUGAAGCCAAGAUACAAUGAAUUCACGAGGAACGUCUGGUUACAACAUAAUGUACCAAACUACAUUGCUAGAAGCUUAGAGAGCGUAUUAGACCCAGGCGGAUGGGAAACGUUAUAG
Lodderomyces oxycetoniae is the source of this 5643-nucleotide messenger RNA. Its product is annotated as putative ubiquitin-protein ligase. NCBI's taxonomy places the organism in Eukaryota, Fungi, Ascomycota, Pichiomycetes, Serinales, Debaryomycetaceae. Gene Ontology annotation, molecular function: zinc ion binding; ubiquitin protein ligase activity. Gene Ontology annotation, biological process: ubiquitin-dependent protein catabolic process via the N-end rule pathway. The transcript has a single exon. The record is from RefSeq and is a predicted model, not a curated record. Bases 1 to 5643 code for a protein of 1880 amino acids.